GCUGUAAAAAAAAAAAAAACCUAUCAUUGCUUAAUUCCUCCUUCAAUACUUCCGAAGAUCGAAGAUUUGCGUUUCGUUUUCUGUCUGUUUCCUUGAAGCAGAUCCAAAUCUCUCUUUCGAGGCGCUGGUUUAGGAUUUUCGCUUGAAAAGCCGUGGGUUUCGUCGAUUUUCGAUCCGAUUAAAGGUAUAAGUUCAUUCAAGAAGAUAAAGAACCAAUAUUGUUAAUUGGUGCUUGCUUGAGAAAUGAGGGGAUACCAUAGAGAAGAAGUUGAAGAUUAUGAUGAUUAUGACAUGGAAGGGGAAUAUCAAGAUGAGGAUGUUAUGGAAGAAGAUGGGGAGGAAUAUGAGGAAGAGGAAGAGGAAGAGCAAGAAGAAACCCGACAGCCUACACAAGAAGAAUUGGAAUACCUAGAGUUAAGACAGCGGCUGAAAGACUCUAUCAUACGAAAGAGGAAGCAAAGUGGUUUAGCUUCUUCUCUUGAGAAGAAGCUUCCAUACAACAACUUUGGAUCCUUUUUUGGCCCUUCUCGGCCUGUUAUUUCUAAUAGAGUUAUCCAAGAAAGCAAGUCAUUAUUGGAAAACCAGAAUUUAGUAUCACGGAUGUUGAGUUCCAAUCAGUCUAGUAAAAAGAACCCUGCUUCAAAAAGUGCUGCACCAAAACAAGCCCAACAUGGCCAAACACUCAAACCUCCAAGUGAGCUCAGAAGGAAAGUGGAGAAACUUAAGGUAGCAAGAGAUUACUCAUUUCUCUCAGAUGAUACAGGGGUUCCAGCUUCUGCAAAAGAUCCUCCACCUCGAAAUGUUUCUGCUCCAAAAUCUGAGGCACGACCAGCUCAAAUGCUGCCAAAAAGCAAACAACCAUUGAACAGCAACAACAAUAGUGGCAGAAAUUUGCAAGGCACCCGCGACGAAAGGAAAUCAGUUCCAUCGAGGGGUCAAUUGCAACCUAAAGCUGGCACCUACAAGUCUUCUUCUGCCAAUAAAUCAAAUGGGAUGCCAAGGGAUUCUAAAAUGCAGCUUGGUUUUAGCAGUGGUAUGGGGCCUGGCCGACCUGGUGUUAGCAAUGGUAUGGGAUCAAGCCGGCCUGUUGGUGCUAGCAAUGGUACUGGGCCUGGGCGGCCUGUUAGCAAUGGCAUCGGGCGUGGUCAUCCUGCUGCUGCUAGUAACGGUACUGGGUAUGUUUGGCCUGCUGGUGCUAGUAACGGUACUGGGUCUAGCCGACCAGCUGGCCCUAAAGCUGUGCCUUCCAAGAUGCCUAUUGCAAAGAUGGAGAAAAAGAUUUCUGCACCAACUUCUAGGAAUCUACCCCCCGGUGCGCACAAAACACAUCCUUCAAAAGUGAAUUUGUCUGAUUCAAGACAGCACUUAGAACAGAAACGGGGAUCACAAGAACAUAGCAAGGAUAAAAUGAUGCCCCAAAGGCCUCCAGUAUCAUCACAGCCACAGGCAAACAAGUCAGUGAAGCAAGUCUCAUCACAUUCUCAGAUGAAGUCAAAUGUACAGAGACCGAAGAAAAAGCAAUUAAGUGAAGAUGAAAAGGCUUUAAUGAUGAUCAGAAAUAUGUUCCGCACCGAUAGAUAUCCAGUUUGUGACGAUGAUGAUGUUAGUGACAUGGAGGCAAACUGGGACGAGAUAAGGAAAGAGGAAAGAAGAAGUGCUAAAAUUGCAAGGCAGGAGGAUGAAGAACAAUUGAGGCUGAUAGAGGAAGAAGAGCGGCAGGAGCGGAUGAGGCGGAUGGCCAAAAAGCGCAAGCUGAGCCAACACUGAAUGAUGGAAGUUCAAAAAUUCCUUUUUAUUUUAUU
Hibiscus syriacus is the source of this 1802-nucleotide messenger RNA. RefSeq names its product protein SPT2 homolog. The coding region runs from base 244 to 1767 and encodes 507 amino acids. Gene Ontology annotation, cellular component: nucleolus. Gene Ontology annotation, biological process: regulation of DNA-templated transcription; nucleosome assembly. The record is from RefSeq and is a predicted model, not a curated record. Gene Ontology annotation, molecular function: histone binding; DNA binding. Lineage: Eukaryota; Viridiplantae; Streptophyta; Magnoliopsida; Malvales; Malvaceae. The transcript is spliced from 11 exons.